Molecule: messenger RNA, 201 nt
Organism: Rodentolepis nana
Lineage: Eukaryota; Metazoa; Platyhelminthes; Cestoda; Cyclophyllidea; Hymenolepididae
Source: the annotation of a GenBank genome assembly
AUGUUUUUGGACCUUGCUCGCCUAACAAGCGAGGCAAUGUUUGGCCCAUUGACGGACAUCCCGUCGGAUGUUUUUCCAAACAAAACAGCCGGUGAUCAACUUCGUUGUGGAACGAAUGCUCGGAUGCGGCAGACCGUGGAAACGGUCAAAAAUCUUCCGGCGAUAUACUUGCGAGACCAAUGGUCUCGGCUUGAGGAUUGA